Molecule: messenger RNA, 3983 nt
Organism: Neoarius graeffei (lesser salmon catfish)
Lineage: Eukaryota; Metazoa; Chordata; Actinopteri; Siluriformes; Ariidae
Gene: rnd3a
Product: Rho family GTPase 3a
Exons: 5
Coding region: 87-818 (243 amino acids)
Biological process (GO): small GTPase-mediated signal transduction
Molecular function (GO): GTPase activity; GTP binding
Source: RefSeq, a predicted model, not a curated record
UUUCAGAGAGUGAGGGGCGCUCGAGGAGACUCAAGUAUUCCUGAGGUGAUUCUGCAGAUUUUUUUUUUAAUGAUUAAAAUUAACAAAUGAAGGAAAGAAGGUCGUGCCAGAAAUCGUCCUUUCAGCCAGGAAUGGACGCGAGUCAGAACGUUAAGUGUAAGAUAGUGGUGGUGGGAGACAGUCAGUGUGGGAAAACAGCUUUACUUCAUGUUUUUGCUAAGGACUGUUUCCCUGAGAAUUAUGUUCCCACUGUGUUUGAGAAUUACACAGCCAGUUUUGAGAUUGACACUCAGAGGAUUGAGCUCAGUCUGUGGGACACUUCAGGCUCCCCAUACUAUGAUAACGUGAGGCCACUGUCAUACCCCGACUCAGACGCCGUCAUCAUCUGCUUUGACAUCAGUCGCCCAGAGACACUGGACAGUGUUCUUAAAAAGUGGAAAGGGGAGAUCCAGGAGUUCUGCCCCAACACGAAGAUGCUGCUCGUUGGCUGCAAGUCAGACCUGAGAACCGACCUCAGCACGUUAGUGGAGCUGUCCAAUCACAGACAGAUGCCAGUAUCGUAUGAUCAGGGUUCUGCGAUGGCGAAACAGAUCUCUGCUCCAUACAUCGAGUGUUCGGCGCUGCAGUCGGAGAACAGCGUGCGGGACAUUUUCCAUGUGGCGACGCUCGCCUGUGUCAACAAGAACAACAAAACUGUCAAACGCAACAAGUCCACGCGCUCAGCCAAACGCAUUUCACACAUGCCUGGUAGGCCUGACCUGGCUGCCGUGGCAACGGACUUCCGCAAGGACAAAGCCAAGAGUUGCACAGUCAUGUGAUCUCUGAGAAUUCUGGGACAUGUGGGUGGAGAAACAGUGGGAGAAGGGGGAUACAAGUGGGGGUUAAAAAAUAGAAAAGGAAAUGAAGAGUGUAGAAGGGGGAGCGGGAUCCUUUUUCCUCUCCUGGUUUGCAAUGCUGUGUUCAACUGUUCCACUUCCUGUAACCUGACAGUAAGUGGAAACUGUCCUAAAGCCAUGCCUCACCCAUGCUCCCUCUAACCGCAUCCCUUUAGAGGAAGUGUGCACCCUCUAACCCAGCAAGAGGCCGUGCUUCCAAGUCCUAAAAGAAACACCCUUCCUGAUGGGAAGCGAAACGGGAACUUGUGGCUUCAGCAGAAAAUAUGAAGAGGAAUCGGCAUCAGAGCUGAACUGCUAUAGAGACGUCUUCGCUUCACUUUGUCUUUUUCAUGACCAAGAGAGACCUCAAGGUUGUGGUGUAAACAGCUCCUGAAGAGCACUGAGCGAGGAGGAGCAAGUGGCUUUGAGGAAGGAAGCUGAAUGUUGGCAUGAGAAUGUUUGUGUCUCUCGUUACUGAAGAUGGCAUGGAGCAGAAGAGAAAUAACUGCAUCACUGUGCUUUUGAGUCACUUCUCUUUUUGCAUGGCUGCUUAUCCAGAUGUUUGCUCUCCUUGUAGCUGAGCUCAGCUAAAAUUCCUGAGCACACUGUCACCAUGGGUACACCACUUCUCCAACCCAUAAAUAUAAUAUAAAGAGGAUUUGAGUUAGUUUCUAACUCUGGCAGUGUGGUUCGGAUGAAAUAAUUCACCCCACAGACUGGGUCAGGGAAGGGUUACUUUAAGUGCCUGUUUAAUGGGUGCUUCAGGUGAAAAUUCAGAAAUGAAUGCAGAACAACAUACUUGAGAGAUUAUAAAAAGAUUGGAAAAAUGGCUUAAUUUUUUGAAAACUGGCCUAAUAUUCUGUAUUGGGCUCACGUGGUCCCAAAUGGGCCUCAUUAACAAAUGAGGUCAAGUCUGUCUGCGCCGCCGCCCCCCCCCCCCCCCCCCCCCAAAAAAAAAAAUUACAUGGAAAUUGGCAGGCACGUAGAUGGUUAUAUACUGAAUACAAAGUAGUAAAUUGAGAUUUAAUUAGUAUUAUGCUAAUUGGGUAAAAAGUUAAAUCGGUAAUCUUAAUAAAAAAGUAAUAAAAUUAUUUCUAAUGCCCUCUUUGUGCUCUGUAGGCCUUUGUAUUUCUCAAAAGUAGGGCCUGCAGUGUUUUUAUAUUAAAGAAUAUAAAUAAUAUCCACAGCUUUCAAGGACAACCUCGAAAAAACUGAUCCACAUCCAAUAAACAAUUCCAAUUAAUUAACUCGUGUUUCUGACUUUUUUAAAUAUCAUUCCGACCACUAAGAUCUCUAUUUUUCAUCAAAACUAGUUAUUUUCGAUGUUCUUUAUUGACAUGAAUCUGUUUUGAUUUGAAAAUAAGUAGGUAAAGCUAUGAAAACUCAAGAGUCUCCUGUGAAGCAGUGAGAACUACAGAACAUCACUGCAAGUUAUCUGAUUGACUUUCACGAGUAAUCCAGUUGGAAACCAGUCGAGAGAGAGCCUGACUGCUUUCCCAGGACUCAAAAAGCACCGGGAGUUUCCCGAUGUCACGCAAGCAGAGUGGAUCCUGUUGUACCAACUUCAACCUGCCGUUACUCCCAAAGUACUAAACAGAUCUUAAUGAGAGAUUUCUUUGGAUUAUAAGCUUUUUAAUUAUAAAUAUUCAAGAGUUAAGCAAUGAUAGGUUUGUAAACUUAGCUGAGCGUCUGCAAGCACAACUUUCACAGCACAGCCAGCGAGCGUCUGAUAUGUCUACUGUUAACAAAUUUGCCAAAAUAAGCAAGCAGCCGUCAUGUUCUGUCUUCAAAACAGAAUGUAUGGGAUAUGUGUUACUGAUGUUUUCUGAAGACCAUAAUUACUCUUACAGCUUUAGACAGCUGGCAUUUUGUUUUAUGUAUUUAAUAUUGUCUAACUGAUCAUUGGCACAUGUCUGAUCCUGUAUUCCAACUAGCAAGUGUUGAGUAGGUGAAGGUUCACUUCCUAAGCAAGUUCAUGACCCAGCCCAGCGAGUGACUGGAGUUGAGCACUUCAGAUAAAGCUGAAUGACUGACCGGUACUGUAAAUUCCUCGUAUCAGUAUUGCAGCACAGGCUGUCCAACGCCCCUCAGUUUUCUCUUUAACAUGACGAGCAGUGGUUUGUGUUUUUUUUGUUUCUUGAGUCUGGUGAAGGAAUGACUGUAUAGCUGCUGUAAUGCAAGUGAUAACAGGAAUGAUCAUGUUCUUUAGUUACAUUUAAACAUUGACUAUUUGUUAGAGAAUAUCAAAUUGCUUCAGGAUGUGGUGGUGUUGGAAAAUGAUCAGCAACUGCGAUGCAUCAGGCUGCAUGAUCAUGCCACUCUGAGUUACCUAUGAUUGCACACUCCUCCUGUGGUGUUUUUAUUCCUUAUUUAAAAGGCAUUUAAAUAGAAACACUAAUGUGGCUGGUGUUUGAGUGGAACUUGCCCAUAAGGCAACUGAGGGUGACCUCAGCAAAUUGUCACUUGCUAAUUAACAUGGCUUUAAUUAUAACCCAUAACUAACAGUUAUUACACAAGUCUAGCGGUUCUGAUGAAUAAUUACGCUGUAUGGCAGGUUAACUGUUCCAGAACCUUCCUUUUCACCAGCAGCUAAAGGGAUCUGUUGAUGACUGACUGACUGGUUUAUGGUGGUUUGAGUUUAAAAACAUUUUGGUUUUGUCUGUCUAGUGUGUGUGGAGAGUGGGGGGUGUGAAACGGUUUAUUUGUACUCUGUGGUACACUAUGCAGAUGAUUCACUAAAAGUGAUGGAGGUGAAGUGUCGUGUUGUCUGACUGAAGACAGGACGUGCAUCCAGUUUAAAUCCAGUUUUUUGCAGGUCUGUAGUUGCACUUUUGAGUUUGAUCUUUUUACAGAUUUUUUUUUUUUUUUUUUAAAUGCAUUUCUUGUCUUUAAAGACCUUUAGGCAGGUUUCCUGUCUCUUCACAUAGGCAGUAUUAAUGUCUCCCCUUUUCUAUUUAAGUGUUAGACUGUGUAGUUGCUGGAAAAUUAAGCAAUUUUUUUUUUUCAAAUUUAAUUGUAUGUUCUGUUGUCCGCAUUAAUAUUUAUUGAAUUCUUUUUUGCCGUAAUGUAUAAUAAAUAUAAAAACAAAUUAAAGGCAUUUUGAUAUUA